Molecule: messenger RNA, 1625 nt
Organism: Manis javanica (Malayan pangolin)
Lineage: Eukaryota; Metazoa; Chordata; Mammalia; Pholidota; Manidae
Source: RefSeq, a predicted model, not a curated record
CCGGCAUGGAUCGGUUAAUCUCACACUUCCUUUCACAAAAGAAUUUUAAGCAACUGGCCUUUGACUUAGUCGCUUACUAUCCCACAUUAAAGAGUAAGGUAGCGGGGAUCCUCUCUCCAAAAACCCUCGCUAGCACUACAGCAGCACUGCAGGAAGGGAAACUAAAAGAUGUGGAUAAUAUAAUUCAGAAAUCACUUUUGGAUGCAGAGAAUGCUUCCCUGGAUGUGGCUGUGAUCGAAUCUGGAGCUGGGAAAUCUAGUUUCAUCAAUGCCCUGUCAGGAAUCAGUCACGAAGAGGAGGGGUCUGCUAAGGUUGGAAUUGUGGACACCACAAUGGAGAAAAUCCCCUAUCAACAUCCAAAAUACCCCAAUAUGACCUUCUGGGACCUACCUGGGACCAGCUCCCCCAAUUUCCACCCACAGAAAUAUCUAGAAAUGGUGGAAUUUUCUAAGUAUGACUUCUUCUUCAUCAUUUCCUCCUCCCUGUUCAAAAACAGUGAUGCUUCUCUGGCCCAGAAAAUCGAGGAUAUGGGGAAGAAGUUCUACUUUCUAAGAACCAAAGUGGACAAUGAUUUAUGUAAUGAAAAGAAAAGCAAACCGAGGUCUUUCAAAAAGGAGACAGUCCUUCAGCAGAUCCGAGAUGAUUGCUUGGCUAAUCUCAGCAGAAUUGGAGUCCCUGAGCCCCGCAUCUUCUUGCUCUCCAGUUUUGAUGAGGAUGACUCUGAUUUCCCAAGACUGCAUGAGAUGAUGCUGAAAAAGCUACCUGGUUGUAAGCAAUACAUCUUUGAGAUGCAGUCACCCAGUUUGUCUGAGGCUUUCAGUGAGAUUAAGAGAGAUUUCCUCAAGGAGAAGAUCUGGUUGGAGGCCCUGAAAUCAUCUGCUUUGGCCUUCAUUCCCUUCACGGCCUUCUUCAGGGGCUUUAAUUUGCCCCAACAGGAGAAGUGCUUGAACUUUUACUGAAGCUGUUUGGGUUUGGAUAAGAAAUCAAUCCAAGAGAUAGCCCGGAAGCUGGGCACAUCUGUGCAGGAGAUUGAGAGCUACACCAAGUCCUUGAAUUUCUGGUCACUUGUGAGGGAUGACCGUAUAGCAGCAAAUGCCAUGAACUGUGUUGAAUCCUUUUGCUCAAUAACUGAAUGCUUCCAAUCUUGUAUAUUCCAAGUUUGUAAAACCUACCUUCUGCGUAUGAAAUUUCUCAAGACAGUGGCUGAUGAUGCCAAAAUUCUCUUGCAUAAGACUUUAGAGAGCAAGUCUAAGAAUAUGUAGAGAUGGGUUGAGUUGUCCAACUAAAUAGUAAAUUGGUUUCAGAUCUUGUAUUAGUUUGGUGUGACUGGGAUCCUCUUCCACUCAUUGCCAAUACUAACUCUUCCCUAAAGUGGAAAGAAUGCUCUUCUUUGGAGGGAGACCAUUGUCUCACCCUUCACUGCUAUGCAAAGGGGACUUGGCCAUAGCCGCUUUUCUCUACUCCCUGGGCAAUUUACCUUGAAUAACAACAGAAAUGCAGCUAGUACUUUUCAUUAAUCUCCAUGUGUUAUGAGGCAGUUUGCAUUUGCUUGAUUUACUUAUGUAAUAAACACUUGGCAACAAUCAAGAUAACUGUUUUCCAUUGACUUUUUAUGAAUUAUUUUC